UGAAAAUGCAAAGUAGACAGGCAGAACGGGAUUAUUCUGAGUGGAAUUAGAGCAGGGCAGGGGGGUGCCUGUAUCUCGCUGAAAACACCACCGUGGUGACUGUGAAACACAAGAAUCUCGUUUUAGCAAAGAGCCAAGGGACAGCACAGCAAACAGGCAGUGCCGAGAGAUAAAGCAGGGAGCAGGGAGGUGGUGGAUGGAGGCACACGCUGGUGCCCGGCUGGAGGAAUGUCAUGGCUUCACUUGUGAUUGGCUGGGGAAUGGAGGAGUCAGUUUUCACGGGGGCUGAUCAAAAAGUUCCCUUUUGCUUUCCCAAGUUGCUGUCUGAGCAGAGGCAUCGGGAAGAGGAGCCCGGCCGCGCUAACAUUCCUCAGGAACACUGCUUAAAUGAAAUGAGAAGGCUUCUCUGUCCAAGGAUAUACAGCCAAGAGCAGACGCCGGGAAGCUGUUUUCCUUCUUUCCUCCCCCAAGUCCUGCAGGAGUUGAGCAGCUCUCCUUCCUGGCAUGCGUCUCAUCUCUCAGGAUACUAUGUCACAGUAUUCUACUAACUUUCUCUUGCUCCCCAUACCCGAGUAUCCCGUGUUAGACUGCGUGCCUAACAAAAUCAUCAAGCUCGUGGUGCUGGGCGGCAGCAGCGUUGGCAAGACAGCCCUGGUUGUGCGCUUUCUCACAAAGAGAUUUAUUGGAGACUAUGAGGCCAACACUGGUGCUUUGUAUUCAAGAAAGUUCACCAUAGAUGGGGAACAGAUCUCUCUACAGGUGCAGGAUACUCCCUUUGUUUCAUUGGAGGAUGACACUGACAGCAUAUGUUGCCAAGAGCAGAUAAACAGAUCAAUCUACUGGGCAGAUGGCUUCGUUUUUGUUUACUCCAUCACAGACUAUGAGAGCUACAGAGUGAUCCGUCCCCUGCACCAGCACAUCCGCAAGAUCCACCCAAAUGCCAACAUCCCUCUGCUCCUGAUGGCAAACAAAGGAGACCUCCUGCGAGCCAGGCAGGUGUCCUCCAAAGAAGGGCUCCAGCUGGCCAGUGAACUGGGAGGUACUUACUAUGAAGUCUCAGCCCGAGAGAACUGUGAGGGAGUGCAUGAAGCCUUCCAGCAGCUAUGCCAGGAGGUCAGCAGGAUGAUCGGGAGCUGCAAUGGAGAGAAGCGAAGAGGCCUCCACCUUGUGCGACCCAAGUCACCAAAUAUGCAGGACUUGAAGAGACGUUUGAAACAGGCUCUCACUUCCAAAGGGAAAUCUGCCACUACGCUUUGAUGUAGCCAACAGGAAUUGCUUUCUACAGCCCUGAAAAACAGGCAAGAAAAUAAGCUGGUAAUAGGGGGCAUUGCUGCAAUUCAGCAGUCAGGUUGUGUGAGGGGCUCUUCCAGUUUGUCUUUACAUCUUCUGUACAAACCCCGCACACAUUCAGCAAAGGAACUUACAGAAUUUGCUCUUUGGGGCAAGAAACUGUGAUUUAAAAACCAGAUUGUCCCAAAUUCUUUCCUUUUGAAAGGGACACAGUCAAAUAGUUUAGGCUUAAAAUGUGGAUUUUAUUAAUAGAAAUAAUUAAAUCCUACUUUUAAGAGAAGUGACUACCCUGGGGGAUGGUUGUAUUCCCAUAGGCAAGAAACUACAGCAAGACACGAGGAGAGUGAUGUGACCUACACUGAGCAAGCAAAAUUGACCAGAUUUGCUUAAGUCACGAGACUGGAAAAUAAAGGCAAAAAGUAAAUGAAGAGCAUAAAUAGUGAAAAGUAGUAACUGAAAGCUUUAAAUUGCAGUUUAGAAGGUGUUAGCAAGGUGGGGAGAGGUUCGUGCAGAUGUAAGCUUCAGCCUCACAGUGUCUCUUCAGCCUCACAUGUUUAAAAAUCACUAUGUUUUUCAGAUUAUUUUUCUUUAAGCACACAUUGACUGUUUCUGAAAGGGAUAUGGACUGUAUUCAUCAAGAGCAAGGAGGUGAUCUAAAACUGUUGAACUUUUCCUUUCCAAACUAGGCAGAUUUCAAGCUCAAGAUGCUGUUUUAGAGAAAGAAAACCUUCAUGUAAAGUAUAUUUAAUUCAUUAGAUUCUUCUUUUUUUGAAGGAAAAGAAGAAAAGGAUUUAUGAUGCCUAAAAUCUGUGGCUUCAGGAAUUCAUCAUUUUGUUAUUUGCCUUAAGACCAGACUUUACACAAUACCUCGCAGUGCAUCCAAAUAACUGGUCUAUCCACACAUACUUCACUGGCAGCAUCCCACUGCAUUGUAUCUCAGCAUGUACAAAGGGAUUUCAAGCUGCAUCCUGUGAGUUGGCUGGUUUUAUGGUAACAAUAACAACAACGUGAAACAUCCAUCAUUCUGUGCUCGAUGAGAGUAGAAAGAAACUGGGUUGGACCAUGUGAAAGUCAUGAUGCAACAACCUUUGCUUUAAACACAACAUAUGAGCAAUUCACAGGCCCAUGAAAUGAAGUAAAGCUCCAUGAUUUACACUCAAGAACAGAGGGAAAACCCUUGUUUGAUGGAUACAGAAAGAUCCUCGCAGCUGCACUUGCAGCUGGCAAUACUGAGCUAAAUCAACCUUUUACUCAUUACAAGCAGUGAAAAUGUAAAUUGAGUCUGAUGAGUAUUUACACAGCUCAGGGCUUGAAAAUGGGGUUUACAUUUUUCUUGUCCCUAUAUUAGACAGCUCUCAUCAUGAUUUCCCUCAUCACCUGGAUUUGCUCUAUCUACAGCUCACUUUGUGGUUUAUUUAUUGUUUUCCACAGCUGGUCAGCUGGGAAUGGCUUGUGUUCUCAUUGACGUAAACUGCUCUUCUUCACACAAAAGGACUGCACCUUUUUUAGCAGUUAGUUUCAAUUGGUAAUAGGAGGGGAAAAGGAAAGUCAGAUCAUCCAAUGAAGGACUCAAACAUAUCAGAGGAUUUUUACUUUAGCUUAAGGCUAUUUAACAGUUCAAUGUUUGAACAGUGCCAUUAUUCAGUGCAGGCACUUUGGGAUGGUGUUUAAUAGCACUGAAUUUCGAUAUUUGAAAUGACUAAUAGCAAAUAUUAAAUCUGAAGAUUGAGUAACAUGAAAUAGAGCAGUGUGUGAGCCACACACAAACUGCAAAUGGUUUACAUUGAGAAAAAUGAUCCAUAUUUUGAAUAGCAAUUAAAAAUUUUACCAUCCCAGCCUGUGUGUCAGGGGACAAAUUUGCCAAAGAGAAUUUGCUGACAACCUUUGUUCUCAUGAGAGCCUAAGACAAUUCAGUGCUCUUGCUGUUCAGUUUGGUUGUAACUUACUCUUGCAGCCCUAAUCCUUUCUUAUUUGGGGAAAAAUGUUCAACAGAUUUCCAACCUUUCAAUGUUUUAUUUUCAAUAGUGAUUAAUAAAAACAUUCAAAGCCUUU
Molecule: messenger RNA, 3342 nt
Organism: Pezoporus flaviventris
Lineage: Eukaryota; Metazoa; Chordata; Aves; Psittaciformes; Psittacidae
Product: ras-like protein family member 11A-like
Exons: 4
Coding region: 505-1257 (250 amino acids)
Molecular function (GO): GTP binding; GTPase activity
Source: RefSeq, a predicted model, not a curated record